GCGGGGCGCCGGUCCGUCCGGAGGUGACGUCGGUCGGCCCCGGAAGUGGGGCGCCGCCAUCUCAGGGGCGGGCGGCGUGCGGCGCGAUGCGGAUCGAGAAAUGUUAUUUCUGCUCGGCGCCGGUGUACCCGGGGCACGGCGUGGCCUUCGUGCGCAACGACUGCAAGGUUUUCAGAUUCUGCAGAUCAAAAUGUCAUAAGAAUUUUAAGAAGAAGCGUAACCCAAGAAAGGUCAGGUGGACAAAGGCCUUCCGCAAGUCAGCUGGCAAAGAAUUGACAGUGGAUAAUUCAUUUGAAUUUGAAAAACGUAGGAAUGUGCCAGUCAAGUACCAGAGGGAACUGUGGUCUGUGUCAGUUAAGGCAAUGAAGAGAGUUGAAGAAAUCAAGCAGAAACGCCAAGCAAGAUUUAUUAUGAACAGGUUGAAGAAAAACAAAGAGUUACAGACAAAGGCAGACAUCAAAGAGGUCAAACAGAACAUCCAUCUCAUCAAGGCUCCCCAUGCAGAGAAUUCAAAGAAAUUGGAGGAGAAGAUAGUGGAGACUUUGCAGGAAGAUAUGGAAAUGGCAGAAGAUUCAUAACUUUAGCUGCUGGUGGCCAGAAAGGACUGUACAUACAAGAUCCCGUCAGUUUCCAUCUAUUGAGCUGUGGAUAUAAUCACAUCCUAACAUUUAUCCACCUGUGAUCUAACAAUCCUUUGCAAAUUUCUGACUGACACAGUUUAAACAGGUGGAAUACAUCAGAUUCACCAGUCUUAUCCUUCCAGGCUCUAGUUGACCUCCAUAAAGUUGACUAAAAUAGUAAGAAAGAACUUUGCUUCCAUGAAAGGAGGAAGAAUAAUGACUGGUAGAUAAGCGAAACAAUUGGAAAUGGUCUCGGUGGUUUUGAUAUGAAUAAAUUGAUUAGGCUUUUCUCCUUUAUUAUAAAGUUCCUGUUCCAUAGGUAUGAUAAGUGUAUUUUUAAAAAGUUGUUGACUGAUCUGCCAGCUUCAAAUGUAGCUGCUGUAAACUAGACAUGGAAAAUUCCAGUCAGUCAUUAAAUUAAAAACAAACUGAUAUGUUGA
Messenger RNA from Pristis pectinata (smalltooth sawfish), 1060 nucleotides. It is a transcript of the gene rsl24d1, whose product is annotated as ribosomal L24 domain containing 1. Lineage: Eukaryota; Metazoa; Chordata; Chondrichthyes; Rhinopristiformes; Pristidae. Gene Ontology annotation, biological process: ribosomal large subunit biogenesis. Bases 87 to 578 code for a protein of 163 amino acids. The record is from RefSeq and is a predicted model, not a curated record. Gene Ontology annotation, cellular component: nucleolus. The transcript is spliced from 6 exons.